AUCGACAAAAUCACUCUGAAUGUUAUUUGAAGAUCAGUCAGUCAGUCACAAAUUACCCAUGAUACAUCAUUCCCGGUUUUGAUGCUCUUGAACGCGGUCAUAUCUAAUUUCGACGCAAAAUUUACAUAGCCAUUCGACUCGCGUUUGGGAGAAUUUUUGCAUUUUAGUUUACUCUAAUUAUUUCAACCUGCUAACGUUACGUUAAUUAUCCUAACAUGCUAUGAAAAGUCACUGCUGACAGUGAGAUACUCACAUAUGCACAGCAUCGACACUACUCCAGUUCAUCCAGGUUUGAACCCGAAAGUAUCUGUCAGAAAGUCACCAGAUCUCAACCAAUUUGAACACCUAUGGGAGAUUCUGGAGCGGCACCUGAGACAGCUUUUUACACCACCAUCAGCAACACACCAAAUGAUGGAAUUUCUCAUAGAAGAAUAGUGUCGCAUCCCUCCAAUAGAGUUCCAGAAACUUGUCAAGUGACAACAUGAGUGAGGCUGAGCAAGAUAGAAUAGAGAUCCCUCAUACCAGAUGCUCCAACAAUACAAAUGAAGGCACAGCAGACAGCAGCAACACGUCACACCUUGAUACCAUAGAGGUGCUGGAGAGCAGUGAUCCCUUGGUUGCGGAAGAGGAAAUGGUUGAUUUGACCCAUCAGGUUUUUCCAUCAUCUUUUGUGGACCUCACCAACAACAAUGACUCAAUAGUGGUUGUAGAUGAAGGUCCAAAGCGAAGACGUGACUGGGAAAGUUACGUGCUGAGCAGUGAUGAAGAAGAGGCAGCUGUUAUUGUUCCUGACAGUCCAGCGACAGCCCCCCUCUCCACUGCCCCUGAGCCCAGCAGCAUAGCCAGAUCAACCCCAACAACAACCAGUUGUCCCAUCUGUAUGGACACGUUUGGAGAGAUAAUUGAUGGUGGGAGAACGGUUGUCUCCUCCCAGUGUGGUCACCUGUUCUGCAACACAUGCAUACGUGACUCACUUGCCAAAUCACAGACGUGCCCAACCUGCAGGAAGAAACUGAAUCAUCAGCAGUAUCAUCAAAUUUACAUCUAAUCUGUGUUCCUCUUAAACAUAUUCCGAUUGUUGGGGCUUUUUGCACAUUGCUUGAUGGUUUGGUUCUUUGUUUAUAUAUGGUUUAAUGGUCUUGUCAUUUAUGUCUUAAAUUUGUACAAAUGGGAUUUUUUUUUUACUGGCCACAUGUGGGUUUAACACAUUUGAGGGAGGAGAAUGUAACCAAUCAAUCAUACACGUCGUUGUACGAUUGCCUCACUGUACACUAUGAAAGUGUAUUAUGUACAACAUUUUCAUCUAAUAGUUGUGUUUUAAAUGUGUUAUGCCUGUGUUUAGACCAUCUAGAUUACAUUUCACUGUUGUGACCCAAAGCGUUCUUGAGAGCUCAAAGAAACGCAACUAUUUCGUUUGUCCAUAUGUAUUGUUUAUAAAUAAAUAAAGUAUUUGUUUUUAGCCCUU
Molecule: messenger RNA, 1465 nt
Organism: Oncorhynchus keta (chum salmon)
Lineage: Eukaryota; Metazoa; Chordata; Actinopteri; Salmoniformes; Salmonidae
Product: E3 ubiquitin-protein ligase RNF4-like
Exons: 9
Coding region: 482-1048 (188 amino acids)
Biological process (GO): positive regulation of transcription by RNA polymerase II
Molecular function (GO): transcription factor binding
Source: RefSeq, a predicted model, not a curated record